Messenger RNA from Engraulis encrasicolus (European anchovy), 3442 nucleotides. RefSeq names its product aldehyde dehydrogenase 5 family, member A1 (succinate-semialdehyde dehydrogenase) (gene aldh5a1). Gene Ontology annotation, biological process: GABA catabolic process. Lineage: Eukaryota; Metazoa; Chordata; Actinopteri; Clupeiformes; Engraulidae. Gene Ontology annotation, cellular component: mitochondrion. The record is from RefSeq and is a predicted model, not a curated record. The transcript has 10 exons. The coding region runs from base 124 to 1665 and encodes 513 amino acids. Gene Ontology annotation, molecular function: succinate-semialdehyde dehydrogenase (NAD+) activity.
CCAGAGCCGCGCGCCUACCAGACUGGUUCUAUCAAGAAUAUCCGUUUUCUCAAUGACUGUUGCUGUUGAAGUUGCAAGAUUACAGUGUCGUUUGCCGUCUUGGGAUAGUGACAGGUCCCUGCAAUGGGUACAUUCUGCUUUGUGAGAACUGGCUGCUUUCUCCGUCAGGUUGCACCAGGCCUGCCUUCUAUGCUACACCGAGAGUACAGCCUCGACAUUGCCCCAGCGCUGCUUCGCACUCAGGGCUACAUCGAUGGACGCUGGGUGUCUGCACCGUCCACGUUCCCAGUGCUAGACCCAGCGACAGGCAAGGAGCUGGCCAAGGUAGCUGACUGUGGAACGAAGGAGGCACAGGACGCUGUCAACGCUGCAUACAAGGCGUUUUAUUCGUGGAAGCGUCAAACCGCAAAGGAAAGAAGUGUCCUCCUACGGAAAUGGUUUGAUCUCUUAAACGCCAACAAGGAGGACCUUGCCAAGCUUAUAACUGCAGAAUGUGGCAAGCCCAUGAAGGAGUCCCUGGGGGAGAUCGCCUACUCGGCCUCCUUCCUGGAGUGGUUCUCGGAGGAGGCGCGCCGCACCUACGGAGACUUCGUGCCCUCGGCCGCCAAGGACCGCAAGAUCCUGCUCCUCAAGCAGCCGGUGGGCGUGGCCUCCAUCAUCACCCCGUGGAACUUCCCGAGUGCCAUGAUCACCAGGAAGGUGGGGGCGGCUCUGGCGGCGGGCUGCACGGUGGUGGUGAAGCCGGCUGAAGACACGCCCCUCUCCGCACUGGCCUUGGCCGAGCUGGCGGAGCAGGCGGGUAUCCCCGCGGGGGUGUUUAACGUGGUGCCCUGCUCCCGGGAGACGACUCCUGCUGUGGGGGAGCUGCUCUGCACAGACAACCUGGUGGCCAAAGUCUCCUUCACCGGCUCCACCGCCACCGGCAAGAUCUUGCUGAAGUGGGCGUCCAGCACAGUGAAGAAAGCCUCCAUGGAACUGGGGGGCCACGCCCCCUUCAUCGUCUUCGACAGCGCUGACAUCGACAAGGCAGUGGCAGGAGCCAUGGCCUCCAAGUUCCGCAACUCUGGACAGACGUGCGUGUGCUCCAACCGCUUCUUGGUGCAGAGUGGUGUGCACGACGUGUUUGUGGAGCGCUUGGCCAAGGCCAUGUCUGCGGAGCUGAGGCUGGGCCACGGGUCCGAUCCCGCCACCACCCAGGGACCCCUCAUCAACCCCCGCGCCGCAGAGAAGGUGGAGCACCAGGUGCAGGAUGCGGUGUCCCAGGGGGCAGUGAUCGUCAGGGGGGGCAAGCGGCUGGAGGGGUCCUUCAUGGAGCCCACGCUGCUCACCAACGUCACCACCAACAUGCUCUGCACCCGCGAGGAGACAUUCGGGCCCCUCCUCCCCGUCCUCAAAUUCAACACAGAGGAUGAAGCUCUUGCCAUUGCCAAUGCGUGCAACGUCGGCCUUGCAGGUUAUUUCUACUCGCAGGACCUCAGUCAGAUCUGGCGUGUGGCCGAGGAGCUGGAGGUGGGCAUGGUGGGGGUGAACGAGGCGCUGCUGUCCACCCCCGAGGCCUCCUUCGGCGGGGUCAAGCAGUCCGGCCUGGGCCGCGAGGGCUCCAAGUACGGCAUCGAGGAGUACCUGGACGUCAAGUACAUGUGCAUUGGAGGCCUCAACCCAUGAGGCGUGCCAUAGGGGUCUGCAGCAGGCUUGUACGAAAUUCCGAAUUGAAAGAAUUUCAAUUCAAAGUAAUGCCAUAAUACGAACACUAGGUGGUGGUGUUUUAUGUACUUUCAAUGGGUGGUGUAGAUUAAAUUCAAAGAAAUUCAAGGUAAUGACACCACCUAGUGUUCGUAUUAUGGCAUUACUUUGAAUUGAAAUUCAUUCAAUUCAGAAUUUCGUACAAGCCUGGUCUGCAGGGUGCGAUUUGUCGAAACAUCAGAGGGGGGCGGGGGUACAUUUCAGAUUUUAAGCAAUAUAAAUUGCAGUAAGUUGCCGUAAAGUUGCAGUAAACAGCGAUGAUUUUUUUUAAAUACAGUAAUGGGUUUCCCGUUUGUAAACAAUUCCUGACUGCACACUGUUCAGCCUCUAAUAGUUGGAAACUGCUGUCACUCAAAAAACGAGCUCACGUCUGUGGCUGCUUAGCAUCGUGCCCCUCAUCACAGCGUGAAUGUUUGUGAACGGGAAACCUAUGUAUAAAAAGAUCAGAUGUCAAAACCAGAAGGAGGGACAAUCCCAACCCCACCCCCCUUACAAAUCGCACGCAGGGUGUCUGUGUGUUUGUGUGGCUACAGGGUAAGAAGGGAGGGAGUCUUAUUAGACAAUUAGUGGCGACUAUGUACUGUACUGUACUGUAGUAGUCACAUAGUAGCACAUAGCAGACACACCGUAUCACAUAAUGACAAAUACAUGACACUGUGAAUUCAGUCUAUCUGCAUCUUUUGAGCUGUACGUCAAAUAAUAAACAAUAACUAUUCAUCAAUAUUAUUCAGCAAUCUACAGAAGAGUAAGACUUAAGUCGUCUUACGCAUGCCUCCGUCCCACCAAGAAAAGGGGAAAAGAAGUUUAAAAAAGCACAAUCAUACAUUGCUGGUCCUUAAACAGAGACGUUUGAAUGGAUAAAGCAUCAAAAAUGUUUCUUAAUACAGCAAACUGAGACUGUUAUGAUAGAGAUGAUGAACCCUUAACAAUAAAGAAAUAAUAAACAGAAAAAGAUACGCACAAAGUACUCUUCAGUCACCAGUGUUAUGGUGUCCCCUCAUAACUUGCCGCCCUAACUGGUGUCUGUAGGUGUUAUCAAUUUGUUUGCUAAUCCAGACAAUGUGUUAGUUGUAUGAAUCGUUCUAUUUUUGUAAGUGAACUGACUUGCCUGACAUGAACAUGCUUGCGCAUUUUUAACCGUACUGUACUGUACUGUAAAGUCAUCUAUUUAGAUUUUUUAGGUGAACCUUCGUUUAUAAAAAAAUAUUCUAUGAUGCUGCUGGACACUAAUAUUUCGUUUUAUUAAUUGGUAGCAGCUGUACGGUUUCGCAAUAUUUCAUUUGAUAACAAUUUUCAUUAGUUCAUUAUUCAACAUCCUUUGCGUUCCAUGGGUAGGAAGCCAGUAUCUGACCACUGAGAGAUGUAUAGUAUUUCAGACCGUUUCAUUUCAUUGUGAAAAAAAGAAAAAAAAUAGGCACUAGUCACUAAAAUUGUUCCCCCAAAAGUGUUAACUUUCCAGUUGAAAUUGUCUUGAAAAUCUAAAGUAAGUUUUCUCCCAUGAUCGCAUUAACAGUAGUUUUGUUGCCAAAUGUUGUCUACCUUAAGUGCCAUCUGCAAGCUGUGUCUGCAUGCUCCGCCCCCUACCUAUCAUGCUCUUACUGUACAUUUCUAACUUGUGUAAAUACUGAUUUCUUUGUAAUUAUUGAACAUUAAUUUAUAACCAUUAAAACAUGUGAUUCAUUGAACAUUUAUACAUGUU